This is a messenger RNA of Laetiporus sulphureus 93-53, 2097 nucleotides long. RefSeq lists its product as uncharacterized. The coding region runs from base 1 to 2097 and encodes 698 amino acids. NCBI's taxonomy places the organism in Eukaryota, Fungi, Basidiomycota, Agaricomycetes, Polyporales, Laetiporaceae. The transcript has 3 exons. The record is from RefSeq and is a predicted model, not a curated record.
AUGGCUGUCGUCACUCGCUGUGACGGUCAGUGUCGGCAACUGAUCCCGAUAGAUUGGUGGAGAAGCUCGUUUCGGUCCAUUUCUUGGACAUUUGGCCGCAGCCAGCAACGACCCUCACGAAUACCAUCCGUCAAACCCAUCCUGGCCGGUUCUGGCGAGCUCGCCAAGCCGCCCCACUAUCAUGAUCUGCUCUACCGCACAAGUCACAGGGAGAGGAGGAUGACCGUCUCACCCGCCGACCUGGAGCUCAAUCCGGAUUUGGCUGGGGUGAGAGGUGUGGAACAAGUCAUCGGUCCAUACGAGAUCGACGAAGGCAUACGAACGCUUCCUGAGCGAACAUCCACAGAAUCGCCGGAGCUUUUCACGGGCGACCUCGACGAGGAUGAGCUGUCCCUCCCGCAGAAACAGUGGGGAGACCAGAUGGAAGCGUUGCUCGGCGGCGUCCUCGAACGCCUCUCGAGCUCAUUUCAGCUCCUCGCAGUUGCCAAUGGGAAUCCGGAUAGGACGUGGGACUUCAACGUGCUCGACAGCCCACGAUCCGACACCGUGGAGCUGACCGAUUCGGAGACGUCAGUUGAGUCUGACAUGUUUCCGAUAACCCCACGUGCAGGCUUUGCGCUCGUUCCUGUGCAAUACACAGGUUCAGACCACCUGCUGGAGUAUUCGUCGCCGCAGCCAAGCAAGCCGCUGAAUGCUUCCGCAGUCAGCUUCAUCCCAUCCGUAUGCACACCGCCCCCCGCAUCCAGCUCUCGCUCGUCCAAGUCGGACCUGCACUCGCCUUCGCCAAGUCGCGAAUUCGCGUUCCCGUCGUUGUGUGCGAACAAUCCCGCUGCAUCACCUGCCGCGCAUAGGCGGUCGCUGUUACUGCAGAAGGACAGAGACGGAUUCUACCAUCCCAUCGACGGCGAUUCCUCUUCAUUUUCCCCGGAGGAUCGUGGGAGCACUCUUGCGUCCACUCAGAGCAUGACCCCGAGUCGAGCGUCGGCAGAUCUCCUUCCUGCGUUCCUAGCCGAUGACCCGAACAUGGGUCGAUCCAGGGGGCGCAACACGUCGCGGACGAGGGAAAUCGUCGACCGGCUGCGGUCAGGACGCUGGAAUGGCAAGAAGACUGCGUCGAAAGUGGCGGGUGACAAGUCCGCUCCUGGUGCUGCGCCUGCUGCAGUAAAUAAGCAGGAGGAUGACAUGGAUGCUGUGGCGAAGGCAGACCGAAGAGAAGGAACGCUCGACACAGGUUCCGACGUUCAAACGCCUUCCGAUGCUGAUGGAUGGAUCCCGGGACCACCCUCUGAGCGCAUCCAUGUCACCGAGGACGGGUGGAUUGCGGGUUCAUCAGUGCCAUCGUCUUCUCCUUCAAACAUCGCGAGCAGCACUAACACCUCCACUCCCGCGCGACCCUCUGCGCGAUCACGCGGUCACCGGCACAAGCGCUCCACGAGCACUACGAGCUCGUUCUCGGGUUCGAGCUCGAGCGCCUCCUUCUCGCCAGCCACCUCCGUGUCGAGUUUUGGUCCACAUACGCCCCCUAGCACCGCACAGCCGCACUUCCCACCUCCAUCCGCGAUGCCGGUGGCGCCAUUCCCAAGCGCUGCGGUUGGCGGGUUCGCUCCGCCGAUGGCGCAGGCGCAGUAUCUGCAAAUGCAGAUGCACAUACAACAGGUGCAGGUGCAACAGUGGCAGAUGCACGCGCCGAGCCUGUACUACAAUCCGGGCGGGUAUUCGCCCUAUGCGGUGGCGCCUAUACCGAUGCCAGCGCAGCCUGUUAUGUAUGGUGCGGGUACCAAAGGAUUGAAUGUGCUGGGCGUGCAGUGUUACUAUCUCCCAACUCUCAGCUAUGCUGCCAGCAUGGACGUCUUGCUAUUCACCUAUUUGCUGGUCUCGCUUUUUCACGUAACAUCACAAUAUCCUCAGCUUGAAGCUCACGGGUUUGAUGUAGAUGGUUCAUUCGCCAUAAUUAACAUGAUAUGCAAACUCCCGAUACUCGUCUUCUUGUGUUAUACAUCCAAUGUUCGAUGUCGAGUACGGGCGCUGCACAACGGUGCCAGAGAUGAGUCGGCCGAUGCCCGAGCAAAGUAUCUCGAACGUGAGCAGACUGAUUGA